AUGGUGUCCCUCCGGGCAACUUCGCUGCUCUCCCUCCUCCUGUCCGCCGUGUCCCCGGUGUAUGCCGACACCUGCUCCGAUGUCGAAGCCAACACGGACAUCGAAGUCUCCAGCCCUCUCCAACUUGCCUAUACAGCGGAACAAACUGAAUACUGGUCGGCCUCUUGCACCGCACUGAAGCCUUCAUGCAUCAUCUUCCCCAGGUCUGCCACCGAGGUCGCGGCCGUCUUCCGGGUUCUCAACACCAACAAUGAGACGUUCGCCGUCAAAUCAGGCGGCCACAGCCCCAACAACUACUACGCCAGCGUCGACGGCGGCCCGCUCAUCUCAACCCAAAACCUGGACCACGUCCUUCUAGACCCAACCACCGGCGUCAUCGAUGUCGGCCCCGGCAACCGCCUCGACGGGAUCGCCAAGAAGCUGCAAGGCACCGGCUGGACCUUCGUAGGCGGCCGCAUCGGCAACACCGGCGUAGGCGGUCUGAUCCUGGGCGGCGGUCUCUCCUACAUGUCCGCGCAAUACGGAUGGUCGGCCUCUUCAGCCAUCUCGUACGAAGUCGUCCUCGCCAACGGCACCAUCGUCACAGCCUCCAACACCUCCCACCCGGACCUCUUCACGGCCCUCAAAGGCGGCGGCAACAACUUCGGCGUCGUCACCAACUACAAGCUCCAAGCCCACCCCCAAGGCGACGUCUACGGCGGCAACCUCGUCUUCCUGCGGACCCCCACCCUCGACGCCAAGCUCCUCCAAGCGGUCCGCGACUUCACCGAAUACAACACCGACGACCGCGCGGCCGUGAUCGUCACGGCGGAGCGCACCAACCUCAACCUGCUCGACUCGUGGAUCCUCUUCCUCUUCUACGACGGCCCAGAAUCCGCCGUCCCGGCCGGCACCUUCACCAACUUCACGUCCCUCAAACCCCUGACCAACACCCUCAAGACCCAGACCUACGCCAGCCUGAUGGCCGGCAGCAACUGGGUGGUGCUGAAGGGGUUCCAGGUGCAGAUCGGGACCGAGACGGUGCCGCUGCCGGCGGCGGCCGACGGCAAGGAGGUGCUGCUGGACGGGAUCCACGCGCACUGGCGCGGGCUGGCCGAGUCGGUGCUGCUGGUGCCGGGGAUCGUGGCGUCGAUUGCAUAUCAGCCGUUUCCGAGGCGGAUUGCCCAGGCGGCGAGGGAGCGCGGUGCGGAUUUGAUUGAUGCGGAUGCGGAUGCGGAUCGGUUGAUUAUAGAGUUGAAUUAUGCGUUUUUGAACCCGGGGGAUUAUGCGAAGAUGGAGGGGAAGAUGGUGCAGACGUAUGGGGGGAUUAGGGAGAGGGUGGUGCAGUGGCAGGGGGAGGGGAAGUUGCCGGAUGUGUAUUUGCCGGUGUUUAUGAAUUAUGGGUUUUAUAAGCAGGAUUAUUGGGGGAGGUUGAAGCAGGCGAGUCGGGAUUUGGCGAGGGAUGUGGCGGAGAGGUUUGAUCCGGCUGGGUUGUUUAGGGAUCGGACGGGAGGGUGGAAGCCGUGA
Messenger RNA from Chaetomium globosum CBS 148.51, 1506 nucleotides. RefSeq lists its product as uncharacterized. Lineage: Eukaryota; Fungi; Ascomycota; Sordariomycetes; Sordariales; Chaetomiaceae. Bases 1 to 1506 code for a protein of 501 amino acids. The transcript has a single exon. Gene Ontology annotation, molecular function: FAD binding. The record is from RefSeq and is a predicted model, not a curated record.